AUGACCGAUUUUUUAAACGGUGCAGCAUCUGUCGAUGGUGUGAGAUCACACUGUGACCUUGCCUUCCCCCUGCUCUCUCUGCAGUACGUGUUUGAUUACCACGAAGGUGACGUGUUUGGCUGUGUGGCCGACAUUGGGUGGAUAACUGGCCACAGUUACGUCGUGUAUGGCCCGCUGUGCAAUGGAGGAACCAGUGUUUUGUUUGAGAGCACUCCUGUCUACCCUAACCCAGGCCGCUACUGGGAGAUGGUGGAAAGGCUGAAGAUCAACCAGUUCUACGGGGCACCCACGGCAAUCCGGCUGCUGUUCAAGUACGGGGACGAGUGGGUGAAGUCCUAUGACCGGACAUCACUGAAAAUACUGGGCUCAGUUGGCGAGCCCAUCAACGCGGAGGCGUGGGACUGGUACUACAGAGUGGUUGGGGACGAGAGGUGUCCUGUGGUGGAUACCUGGUGGCAGACAGAGACGGGAGGGAUCUGUAUCGCCCCUCGUCCCGCUGCAAAAGAUGCGGAGAUUGUGCCUGCCAUGGCAAUGAGGCCGUUCUUUGGAAUAAACCCUGUCCUCAUGGACGACCAGGGUAAGAGGCUAAUGGACAACAACACCUCUGGGCCUCUCUGCAUCGCCCAGCCGUGGCCAGGGAUGGCUCGGACUAUCCACAACGACCACGACAGAUUUGUGGACACGUAUUUCAAACCCUACCCCAACUACUUCUUCACGGGUGACGGAGCCUACAGGUCUGAGAAGGGCUAUUACCAGAUCACGGGCAGGCUCGACGACGUCAUCAAUAUCAGCGGGCACCGGCUUGGCACAGCCGAGAUCGAAGGCGCUGUGAACCAGCACCGCAUUGUGGCUGAAUCCGCGGCAAUUGGAUGCGCUCACGAGAUCAAGGGAGAAGCUUCCUACGUCUUCAUCAUCCUCAAGGAUGGGGUGGACAUGAGCGAGGACGUCAUCAGGCAGGAACUGAGAGUCAUCGUCUCGCAGAAGAUCGCAAAGUAUGCUGCUCCUGAUCACAUCCAGAUUGUGAAGCGGCUGCCCAAAACCCGGUCGGGCAAGAUAAUGCGGCGGGUCCUGAGGAAGAUCGUGGAGCGUAAGCUGGACGAGCUGGGAGAUCUGACCACCCUGGACGACCACACGGCCGUGCAGGAGAUAGUGGCCGGGCACCGGCAGAUGCUGAAGGAGGAAGCUGAGCAAUAGGGAGGAGGCAUCACGCUGCCGGCCCGUCAUUGAGAGGAACCAUUAAUUUUAGUAAAUGCACAUCCAGGUGCAGCAGAUCACGGCUCCUCUCCACCAAGGCUGGGAUCAAUGCUGUACAUACACUGGCUGCUAUUUGCCUUUCUGAAGGGGACCCGUUGAUUCCUACCAGGAGCACCUCAGGGGAAGAUCUCGGAUGUACCCGCACUGUCUGACUCUUGUACGCUUGUGAAACUGACUUAAGUGGUUCUAUAUUUGUCACGUAUGAAAUUAUUUUUGCAUAUAUUCACACAAGCGGGCAGAUUUGCACCAUUUUCCAAAGUUCAAAGUCCAGUGGCCCGCGCUCUCGAUGUAUUGGAGCGGUUCCCGUGAACCGACGUCCCUCUCCUCUCCUCUCCACGCCCGGCCAUCUUUGUGUCCCGGGGGCGCCCCCUGCAGCCGACCUUGAAGGCGCUCUGGAGGCAUUACCCCGGUUCACCCUCCCACCGGCACCUUGCUCCUCGUGCCCGACGCCUCCAGCCCCCUCACGGUUACGCCGACCGCCGAGCCUUUGGGCGGGAACUCGGUCACGCUGUCCAGCAAGCCUUCAGGCGGUUCCCCCAUCCCACCGCCCAACAAGCCUACAGCUUGUUCCCCAUCCCACCGCCCAACAAGCCUACAGCUUGUUCCCAUCCCACCGCCCAACAAGCCUUCAGGCGGUUUCCCCAUCCCGCCGCCCAACAAGCCUACGGGCGGUUUCCCCAUCCCACCGCCCCAACAAGCCUACAGCUUGUUCCCCAUCCCACCGCCCAACAAGCCUGCAGGCGGUUUCCCCAUCCCACCGCCCCAACAAGCCUACAGCUUGUUCCCCAUCCCACCGCCCAACAAGCCUACAGGCGGUUUCCCCAUCCCACCGCCCAACAAGCCUACAGCUUGUCCCACAGUCAGUGUCCAGGCAGCAUGUUGCUACACGAUUUCGUGCAGGUCUAAUCUUUCUCGUCUCGAAUCUGGAGCUGAUGUCACAAGUAUAAGUUUCAGGAGCAGAAUGAGGCCAUUCGGCCCGUCAAGUCUACUCCGGCAUUCAAUCAUGGCUCAUCUCCCUUUGGUCAUUCAACCCCAUUCAAUCAUGGGCUGAUCUAUCUCUCCCUCCUAUCCCCAUUCUCCUGCCUUCUCCCCGUAAUGUCCGACACCCGUACUAAUCAAGAAUGUAUCAAUAUAUUAUUAAAAUAACCAUUGAUUUGGCCACCACAGCCUUCUGUGGCAAUGAAUUCCCCAGCUUCACCACUGUCUGACUUAAGAAAUUCUUCCUCGUCUCCUUCCUAAAGGAGCGUCCUUUCAUUCUGAGGCUGUGACCUCUGGUCCUACACUCUCCUGCUAGUGGAAACUUUGCAGAUAAAGGGGAUAAUGAAGAUUUCCCCUGACAUACAUCUCCGAAUGUAAAUAGUCCAGACUUAACUACAAAGGGCUCUGUUUGCAUUUGUGGUGGUUCAGGAGGGGAGAAGCCAGAACAAUGCUUAGUUAAAGCAAAAGUACAACUUCCGUGUGGCAUAGAAUAAUCGGCACAAUGGAAAGAAGGACAAAAGACUUCCAUAAGUCAGAGGAGCACAAUUAGGCCAUUGGGCCCAUCGUGUCUACUCUGCCACUCAAUCAUGGCUGAUCUAUCUCUCCCUCGCAACCCCAUUCUCCUGCCUUCUCCCCAUAACCCCUGACACUCGUACUAAUCAAGAAUCUGCCAAUCUCUGCCUUAAAAAUAUCCACUGACUUAAGGGCCUGUCCCACUUUCACGACCUAAUUCACGACGUCUGCCGAGUUCGCCCUUGACUCAUACUCGCAGCAUGGUCGUCAAAAGGUCGUAGCAGGCCGUGAUGCUAGUCGCAGGUACUCGUGGCAUCAAGUAGGUCGGGGCGUUUCGCUAGCCUGAUGAAAAAUGUCCACGAGUAAAAAAGGUCGUGAAUUAGGUGGUGAAUGUGGGACAGGCCCUUUAACCCCACAGCCUAAUUAUGUGGCAAAGAAUUCCACUUGGUUUGUGGGGAGUUUUUAAAAAUAUAUUGUUCAAUAAUUGUUCUUCUGAACUAUCUUCUCAUUCAUUACACUAUGACUGUUUUAAAACCUACCUGAUCUGUACACUCCUCAUUAAUCCAAUUAUCUUGCCUCCAUUUGCUUAUUUGUCAUCUUUCAUUAAAUGAAAAAUGUCAGAAAUACUUAAAACAAGCCAGUGAGCGUCUGUGUGGAAAAAGUUCAUUUCAAGUCAGUGAUUCUACCGUUAAACUGGAUUUGUUUUGUAAAUUUGUUUUGUAAAUUUGUUUUGUCAUUUAAGUAAAUUUGACCUAAUAAC
This is a messenger RNA of Amblyraja radiata (thorny skate), 3505 nucleotides long. Its product is annotated as acetyl-coenzyme A synthetase 2-like, mitochondrial. The record is from RefSeq and is a predicted model, not a curated record. The transcript is spliced from 10 exons. NCBI's taxonomy places the organism in Eukaryota, Metazoa, Chordata, Chondrichthyes, Rajiformes, Rajidae. Gene Ontology annotation, molecular function: acetyl-CoA synthetase activity. Gene Ontology annotation, biological process: acetyl-CoA biosynthetic process. Gene Ontology annotation, cellular component: mitochondrion. The coding region runs from base 1 to 1194 and encodes 397 amino acids.